Dendronephthya gigantea is the source of this 3380-nucleotide messenger RNA. RefSeq names its product hemicentin-1-like. The transcript is spliced from 11 exons. NCBI's taxonomy places the organism in Eukaryota, Metazoa, Cnidaria, Anthozoa, Malacalcyonacea, Nephtheidae. The coding region runs from base 131 to 1669 and encodes 512 amino acids. The record is from RefSeq and is a predicted model, not a curated record. Gene Ontology annotation, molecular function: cell adhesion molecule binding. Gene Ontology annotation, cellular component: cell-cell junction. Gene Ontology annotation, biological process: cell-cell adhesion.
ACAACGAAUAUUCCUUUCGUUUAUUUUAUGGAGCAGGAACUAGGAAGUUAAUUCAAACUGAGAGAUAUUCUCACUGGUGGUAGUAAGCACAAAAACGUCGUUACUUCCUAUUGAGCUCAAAUCCUGUGCAAUGAAACUAAAGAUGUUUGGUUCUGGAUUUCUUACUCUAUUUGGUGUCAGUCUAUUCUUCCAAUGUGAUGGUCGAAUCACGUCACCGCCUGAUGGGAAAAUUCUUACCUUGUUAAAUGGAUCAACAGCAAAUAUAACGUGGUCGUUUGAUAAUGAUUUAUCAGCAGUAAAUUUACGUGUUUGGAAAUUCACAAGUAGUGAUGGUGUAUUCAAUGAUGAUCGACUUGGAAGAAUAAUUGACAAUGACCCUCCUUCAAAAAUAACUCGUUUACUUGAUGUUGCAAUUGAAAGACCCGGGACAUUGCUUUUAAAGAAUGUUAAUCAAACUUAUGAUGGAACAUACAAGUUUUCAAUUGAAACUGAAACAUCUGCAGUUGUCGUUUAUAUUGCAAAGAAACCAAAUGUUACACUGGAUUGUCGUAACUGUCCCGUUAGGCCAGAUGAAGGUGAUAACUUCACAUGUCUGUGUAAAAGUAAAGGUGGAAACCCUCCUCCUAAUGUUACCUGGUAUAAAGAUGGAGUCAAAAUUAGUGAUGUUGGAACAGUGAAUCAAACGUUAAAUAUCUGGAAUAUUAAUAGAAAAGAUACUGGAACUUAUAAGUGUGUGGCUACCAGCUACCCUAAUAUAAAUUAUACUGAUGAAAAAUCAUGCCAAGUGAUAGUUAAUUUCAAACCAACGAAUACAGAAAUUAAAUUUUCACAGAAUCCGGCUGUGGUUAACCAAACAGUGAAAAUAACGUGUGCUUUCGAAGGCCAACCUAAGGCAACCUAUAUCAUAUACUAUAAUGAUACUAAGGUUGUUAGUACUAACAUGCCGUAUUUUAAAAACGUUACGCUGGAGGAUGCUGGAACAUACAAAUGCAUUGCAAAUAAUACUCUGGGAAACGACUCCGAUUCUAAGAUUUUAAACGUCACCGAUAAACCAAUACGAACAACGCCUCCAACACUUUUUCAGUCAACGUAUACACAGGCAAUACAGCCAUCAUCAACAGUACAACGUACAGUACCAAGCAACAGUGUUACACCUGCAGAACCAGGUGAAAGUGGACCAAACAUUCCUCUUAUCAUCGGGCUAGUUCUUGGUGGGGUUGCGCUUAUUGCCAUUUGUGGGGUAGUUUAUUGUAAAUUCAAAGGAAACGAAAGGGAAGACAAGAAAAGGCUUAGAGGAAAUGCCGACGUGAACCCGAAUGGCUCAAGAGUGAUUACAAACCAGUACGAACUGGAGGAAGAUCAUGGUGAAGAUGCAGGCGCCUACGAUACGGUGAAACAAUCCGAUGAUGGUGAAGGCUUGCAGGAUAGAAAGAAGCCUGCUGGAGACUCACUCCCCCCCGUUUAUGCCUCGGUAAAUAAGGACAACAGACAAGGGAACACGUUGUAUGCAUCUCUGGAUUCUGAGGAGUUGAGGAAGCCUGGGUCGAGGAGAAAACAACCGGAAACAAAAAAUGCACCAACUGAGUAUGCGAGCAUCGACUUCAUGCAGACUGGGAAGACACCAAAUGCAGAUAAUGCAGAAACUGGAGAUGGCAAAGAGAGAAGUUGAUUCGAUUUUGCAACAUUGGCAAAGCCAGCAGUUUUUAAUGCGGUUUCAGUUUCCCAAUAGACGCAUAUAAUUAGCCUUUCUCACGAUAACGAAUAUGCGCCAUUUUUGAGGUAGUUUUCUUUAAUUUGUGAGGGCAAGACCUUGUCAGGGCGGCUGUCUUUAAUUUUAGGCUUAAUUUAUUUUUCAAAUGGUUUAUGGUCUAUUAUUGUUUAAACGCAUUUAAGAAAAUUGAAAGUACCCCAAAAAUGGCGGAUAUUCGUCAUCGUGAGAAAGGCUAAUGAUACCUAGUCGCUGAGUGUGCAUACUCUAUGGAUGAAAUUCCAACUUGACUCCUUUUUGUUAUGGUUUGACAAUCGAUUGAGCCAAUUUGUAUGUCUAUGCAGAGAGGUUCCAGAAUUUGAUUCGAUAUAAUUAUAUCACUGUUUUUGGCAAUAAUGGUGUGCUGUCUAAAAAACUGCGGAAUUUUAGGAACACGAGAAUAUGUAAUAGCGUUUUUCUGUUAUAUUACUAUAUGUGUAUUCACGAUUUGUUUUAAUAGUUAGUUUUAUAUAACAAGUAUAGUUAUUAGUGUCACGCCAUAGGUUGUGAUUUAUAUAUUGACGAGAGCUUACUAACUUUUUUGCCUUUUUUAUUUUCAACCAAUUUAAGUUCCCUGUUGACAACCUAGCCUUAAACUCUAUUGCUGCAUGGUUGCAUUAAUAGCGGAUAUACCCUAUCAAAGUUUCUACAAUCCAGUAAUCACAGGACUGCUUUUAAAAGCACCGUCAGGCGACUGCAUGUGAUCGAUAGCUUCUGACUUGAAACUCAAGAUUCUUGAAUCUGAUUUCAAAGAGAAAUUUGGCAGAAAACGUUAGUAAGUUACCGUCUUUCUAUUUUAGAUUCAGGGAUUGCAUGCAUAAUAUAAUUAUGUUAAUAACUUAGAUAUAUGUGCUUAGAUAUAAGGGAUGAUAAUGGUCUUUAAUUAUUCGCACAAUAUUCUAUGUAUAUACUGUAUACCACAGCAUGACAUGUAAAAUAUGUUGUAACCUGAUUAAUUGCAUUGAUUGCACAAAAAUAAUAGAGAUAAUUAUAAUAUAUGUUUUUUUGUUGUCCUAUCAUAACUGGCUUCAGAUACAUGUAUUUUCUUCAAAGUUAAUACUUUGGUACCGGAAAAUAUCGCAUAUGGUUAUGACACUGUCACUGCUUACACUGUGGUUGCUGACUUGCAUUCGAACGGCUGGAUUGAUGUCCAAUCACGUGCCGUGUUUGUAGAGUUCACCGUAUACAACGCGAAUGCAAACCUAUUUGGCAUCGUUUCGUAUUUUGUGGAAUUUCCACAAUAUUCAGCUCCUGUCACCAGGGUCCAAUACCAAGUUGCGCGGUUUUAUCUUUACCUCAGUGGCGGUAAAACUCUGGCUCAAGUCCUGGUCAUCUUCUUCAUGAUGUAUUUUCUCUUCAGAGAAGGAAAACUCGUUUACAAACAACGCUGGUCUUACUUUAAAGAUUUCUUGAAUUGGGUUGAAGUCAUCCUCCUUGUCAGCGAAUUCCUAUUGAUCGUCUUAUUCCUGGCACGUCUUUACGAAGUUGAUCGAAAUCCUCUUCAGCUACGGGAGAAUCCAAAUGAUUACGUUGGUUUCCAAUAUGCUGGGAAUGCAGACGCCAUGAUGACCUACAUCCUUGGUGUCCUUGUGCUCUUAUAAUAGCUGCCUUUUCACUUUUAUAGCACUACAAG